Molecule: messenger RNA, 2507 nt
Organism: Tribolium madens (black flour beetle)
Lineage: Eukaryota; Metazoa; Arthropoda; Insecta; Coleoptera; Tenebrionidae
Gene: ABCD
Product: ATP-binding cassette sub-family D member
Exons: 6
Coding region: 199-2436 (745 amino acids)
Biological process (GO): fatty acid beta-oxidation; peroxisome organization; long-chain fatty acid import into peroxisome
Cellular component (GO): peroxisomal membrane
Molecular function (GO): ATP binding; long-chain fatty acid transmembrane transporter activity; ATP hydrolysis activity
Source: RefSeq, a predicted model, not a curated record
UUUUUUACGCUAUCUGUCACUUUCGCUCUUUAGUAAAGCGGCGAUCGUCAUUUGUUGUUGUUGCAACCUUUGGAAAUGUAAUAACAAGAUAGUGUGCUGUGGCUUGUGAACGAUCAAGAUAGCCGUGACAAAAAACACUUCCGCUUUUUACAUGGAUACAGGGAAACGCCAACUUGAUGGUUUUGGAGGUGUGUGAAAAUGCCGACGGUUGUGUCGAAAUUCUUGUCGAAGAGCGAAACGGCUCUGAAUUUGAAUCGGAGGGCGCUUUCGGGGGCCGUUGUGGCCGCUGCGCUUUUUGCCUACACGUACAAAGUCGCCUAUCCUCUUCUAACACGUAAAAACGACGUAAACAUCAACAAUAAUCUAGUCAGGAGAACUAUCCAAAAUGGACUUAAGGGCAAUGGGCCGAAACGGCACCGAUUACGUAACACCAUCCCUGCACUCAAUCUACAGUUUAUUUUGCAAUUUAUCAAGUUGGCGAGGAUUAUGAUACCGAGUGUUUUUUGUGCCGAAAUUGGAUUGUUGGGAGGGCAUACGACUUUUCUGUUUUUGAGGACGUUUUUGAGUAUUUAUGUGGCGAAUUUGGAGGGGGCCAUUGUCAAGUAUAUUGUGAGGAAGGAGCCGAAGAAUUUUAUUAAACAGUUGAUGAAAUGGUUUGCUGUUGCGAUUCCAGCCACUUUUAUCAAUAGUAUGAUCAAAUUUUUGGAAAGUAAAAUUGCGUUGAGCUUUAGGACGAGGCUAGUGGAGCAUUCGUAUCAAUUGUAUUUCAAAAACCAAAGUUAUUACAGGGUGACAGUUCUCGACGGCCGUCUCGACAACUGCGCCCAACGCUUGACCGACGAUAUCGAGACAGUUGCCAGCACUGUAUCGCAUUUAUACGGCCAAAUAACCAAACCCAUGUUCGAUAUCCUCCUAAUGGCCAUCGCAUUGGCCAAUUUGGUCAAAAGUCGCAACGCGAAUCUCAUCACCGGUCCCGCCAUCAUUUCCGGUGUCGUAAUAUUCUCCGCUUUGGUUUUGCGACUGGUUUCGCCCCGUUUUGGGCAACUGGUGGCCCAGGAGGCCGAAAAAAAGGGCUAUUUGCGCCACGUCCACUCCCGGAUUGUCUCAAACGCCGAGGAGAUCGCCUUCUAUGGGGGCCACAAGGUCGAACAAUCGCAAUUGCGGAGCGCCUUCCGGAUUUUGGCCCAACAUAUGGAGCACAUGUUUGGGGUGAAAUUGUGGUUUGUUAUGUUGGAGCAGUUUUUGAUGAAAUAUGUGUGGUCCGGCACUGGAAUGAUCGUCGUUUCGUUGCCUAUUUUGUUGGCUAGUGGGCCGGGUAAAGCGCCAACUGCGAAAAAAUUGAUCAAUUUGCCGAUUUUGAGCGAGGAGCCGGCUGUGGCAACAGUGGCUGAAGGGGAAGUUUACGAUAGUGUCUCAGAAAGGACGCAUUAUUUCACCACUGCGAAAAAUCUACUCAUUACGGGCUCAAAUGCCGUCGAAAGAUUAAUGUCGAGUUAUAAAGAUAUCGUUGAAUUGGCGGGACAUACGGCCAGAGUGGCCAACAUGUUCACGGUUUUAGAAGAAGCGAGUCAAGGGAUUUAUCACAAGACGUUGGUGGAGAAAAAGGAGAAGUGUGGGGACUUUGAAAUUGAGUUUAAAGGCGACCAACCGCUCGCCAAAGGCAAACUAAUCGUCUCGAGCACCAACGAAAUCAUCCUAAAGAACGUCCCCAUCGUGACCCCCAAUUGCGACGUGGUUUGCCCCUCUUUAAGCGUCGAAUUAAAACCAGGCCAACAUUUACUCAUCACGGGCCCCAACGGCUGCGGCAAAUCCAGUCUUUUCCGCAUUUUGAGCGGUUUAUGGCCCAUAUAUGGGGGCGAAUUGCACACACCGAAAAACUCCAUGUUCUACAUCCCCCAACGGCCCUACAUGGUCAUCGGGAACUUGCGCGACCAAAUCAUAUACCCCGACACCGCCACUGACAUGAUCAACAAGCAAGUGACCGAGGAUGACCUUCGCAAAAUCAUGCGAUUGGUGCACCUGGAGCACAUCGUCGAGAGGGACACCUUCCACCAGGUCAAAGACUGGACUGACAUUUUAUCAGGGGGCGAGAAACAACGAAUGGCAAUCGCGCGGUUGUUCUACCACAAGCCCAAAUACGCACUCUUGGAUGAAUGCACGUCAGCGGUGUCCAUCGACGUGGAAAGCUUCAUUUAUCAAACCGCCAUUGACAUGGGAAUCACACUUUUAACAAUCACGCAUCGACCCACUUUGUGGAAAUUCCACACACACAUUUUGCAAUUUGACGGCACGGGUGCGUGGAAAUUUGAAGAAUUGAAUGCCAACAAUCGACUCACUUUGAAGAAAGAAAAAGAAGAAUUGAUGAAGAAGAAAAGCACCCAAGAAACCAUUCAAAGGCUCAAUGAACUGAACAAACUUUUAGGCGAAGACCACUAGACAAUUAGUUCGAUAGCUGUAGCGGUGAAUUGACAAAUAUUACAAUAAAGUGAUUUAUUUAUUAAAAUGAA